AUGCAGAUCUUCAACCUUGCCCUUCUUGCUCUCGUCGGCACGACGCUUGGGAGAGUCGCGGCCCCGGAUCACGCCGAAGCCGUUUCCAAGGAAGUACGAGCCACGACCGAAACCGUUGCUCGCUCCGAUACGAACAUCGUCGAGCGUCGGAUCGGAGCUGAUGUCAAUCUCCCUCGCGACGGACCAUUUGGCGAUAAGGCAAUAAUAUUUUAUCGGUUCCCAAUCGAAGACGGAGACACGCUGGAACUGGCGAGCGGCACCAAACUUAUUGCGGCGGGUCAUUACCUCCACAAAGAUAAAUUCCCAGAUCAUGAUAAUGUUGGUGUCCGCCAGGCACUGGACAAGAUGGGCGAAGAGGCGCCCACUCUCAAGCAAAAGACUCCGAAUGAUCAAGUCCCGACUCUCAGGCGUGAGACUUCGGGUCAUCAUGCUGUAACUCUCACUAUCACGCUACAAAUGGGCGGUAAAAGACCCGAUAUAUCUGCGCAUGGGUGGACAAUCAUCUUUAACGCUUUGUACUCAACAAUGCGCAGUGCCAAUGAUAAUGAUGGCAGCGACCUCAUCUCGUUUGAUUUUAAAUGGUCGUUCAAUGGACACAAAUGGUUUCCAUUCUCUGUUCUCAGAAUGUCAAAGGCCGAGGCGACAGCUGCUCUGGUCACUAGAGUCGCGGCCCCGGACCACGCCCCAGCCGUUGAGGUACGAGGAACGACGGAACCCAUUGCUGGCUCCGAUACGAAGAUCGUCGAGCGCCAAACCGGUGAUGUCGAUCUCUCGGCGGGCCAUUUGACGAAAAGGGGGGGAAUAUACUCUGGACUUCCUUUCGGCAAUGGGGACACGCUGGAAUUCAAGGCCGACCAAGAACUGAAAACCAGCAUCAAACUCACAUUAGAUUAUCUGUGGGCCAGCGGAGGUAUGUUCCCAGUUCACGAUACAGCCGAGGACCGCACACUGCGCAGCUUGAGCGAAGAUGCGGCGGCCGCUUCGCUCCAUACCGGUUCCACGAACACAUUCAAAUCUACAAAAAGGACUUCGGGUGUAUCUAUCACUGUCCAGGUACCCGGUCCCAGUGAAAUACCCGAAAUUGGCAGCUACCAAGUUCUGUGCGAUUUCAAAUGGUACGAAGGAUUCACGUUGUCCUGGUCCCGGUUAUCCAAAGUGUCCAAGAAAUUUAGGGUUGUACUUCAAGUUGAUAAAGUUUAUCCUGCGCUGGCCAAUAGAGCUGAUGUCGACCUCGCGGCGAACUCUCUAGCGAGAAGGGGAGACAUCAAUUAUUUCGAGCCACUCAAGGACGGGGACACACUGGAUUCGGACAGCCGCUACAAACUCGAAGCGAGUGGCUUGUGGACCACCCAGAAAUUCCAUGAUUAUGACAGAGGAAUUGAUGAUAUACUCAUGACACUGAAUGAAAUGGCCUACAAUGCCGCUAAAGUGGCAGCUGGUGCUUUCACUCUCGAGGAAACGAAGUCGGAUGCAAUUUUCACUCUCACGGUAAAGCACGGUGAAAGACCCGAGUUGUCUGGGGAUGACUGGUCAGCCAUCUUCGGCGCCUUGUACGAAACAAGGCGCCACGCAUCUGAUAUCAGCUUCGUUGAUU
This is a messenger RNA of Anthostomella pinea, 1594 nucleotides long. The record is from the annotation of a GenBank genome assembly. Lineage: Eukaryota; Fungi; Ascomycota; Sordariomycetes; Xylariales; Xylariaceae.